AUGGCUUAAUCAGCAAGCAAAGGCUCGGCCAGAAGCAGGUAAAGCCACUGCCCGCUCGCACAUUUACUCUUUCAGCUGCAAGAAGCUCUUAGCUCGGAUAUUGGAAACAACUACUGUAAUUUAACAUGGAGAACGAGGAAGAGGAAGAUGACAUUUUUACAUGGCAAGGAGGAUAUGAAGGGCUGGAAAAUGUGGAGAAGCAGGAGGAAGAAGAAGAAGAGGAGAAGCUAGAAACUGAGAGGAAGAGCAGUUUGGAUAUCCCAUUUCCAACUCGGUCACUGGCCAGUCGCAGAGCUUCACUUCCAUGCCCAGCUCAGCUGAAUGCCAUGCAUUUGAGUCAUCUGCAUGCUGCCACCAUGACCCCUAGCCCAGCUUACCUGAUCCAUCGGCUGGAGAGCGGUGAAGCGAGGCCAUGCUCUCGCUCUUGUCAUAGUGGUAAUGAUGAGGAGAGAGAGCAUGCCAAGGGCGGACCAUCUGACAGACGACCACGUGCCAUCCCCACCAUCCCUGAGGUCCACGAGCCCCUGGAGAGAAAAGCUCGAUUUAGGAGCCGAAAUGUCAUGUCGCUGAGUGAUGCUUACAGUGUGUGUUUGAUCUGCCAUGACGACCUACGCAAAGGAGGCGGAGCUAUUAGAGAGCUUCACUGUUCCCACAGCUUCCACAGUGAUUGCAUAGAGGAGUGGCUGUGGACUAAGCAGACCUGUCCUACAUGUCGAAAGCAUGUUGCCAUGCCAGAACCCCUCUACUGGACAUCUACCAGAGUAAAAGUGCCCUGAGCUCUUCAAGCAGCCAUUGAAACCAUCAGCUUUAAAUGGGAUGUAUAGCAGAGACCUUCUGUCUCCUAAAAAGUGGAUAUGAGUUGGCCAAAGGACAAUGGAUUUAAAAGGAACAGCUAUCGUUCACAUUACUGUUGCAUUCUAACAUUAUUUCUCUAACAUGGAAGAAAGAGCCAUUUUCAGAGACUCUGAGUUUUAGAUAUUUUAUAUCUGUGGUGCUUCAAAUAUAGGUAGUCAAAAUGUGCUUUAAAAGGUUUACGAACAUCUCCAAAGAGAUUAAACAUCAAAUUCGGCAGAUUUUUACCAUAAUUGCAUGAAAAGCCGAUUUGUAUUUUUCAUUGCAUUUUAAUAUUAAGAAAAGGAAUGUCUCUUUUUCUACCUUGUACAUCAUUUUAGGACAAAAUUUUACAAG
Molecule: messenger RNA, 1188 nt
Organism: Xyrauchen texanus (razorback sucker)
Lineage: Eukaryota; Metazoa; Chordata; Actinopteri; Cypriniformes; Catostomidae
Product: E3 ubiquitin-protein ligase DZIP3
Exons: 4
Coding region: 126-776 (216 amino acids)
Biological process (GO): ubiquitin-dependent protein catabolic process
Cellular component (GO): cytoplasm
Molecular function (GO): ubiquitin protein ligase activity
Source: RefSeq, a predicted model, not a curated record